UGAUGAUAUGAGAGUGAUCCGUAUCCAAAUCCAAGUAGCUAGAAUCGUUGACAUCUGAUUUUAUGCAUAAAACUAUAAAAGAUGUUUUCCAACCGAUUCAUUGUAUAUGCUAAGAAAACAUAAAAAUAAAAUUAUUACAUUGGUGGAAAAGCUAAAGAGGUAUGCAAAUUGAUCAAACAAAUGCAACACACAUACACAAAUGAACCAAAUAUCAACACAAUCCAUGCAACACUUUACACAAUUACUAAAAACAUGCAUUUCAAACAAAGAUUUACUAACAGGAAAAACCCUGCACACUCUUUACAUUAAAACCCUAAUCCCACAUUCUGCAUACCUUUCAAAUCACUUCAUUCUUUUAUACUCAAAAUGCCGCCAUCUGGCGAGUGCCCGAAAAGUCUUUGAUCUUAUCCCACACCCAAAUGUGUUUACUUUCAAUACCAUUGUCUCAGCCUAUGCUAAAGAAUCCCAACCCCACAUUGCCCACCAACUGUUCGACGAAAUUCCUCAACCAGAUGUUGUGUCGUAUAACACGCUUAUUGCAGCUUAUGCUGAUCGCGGUGAAACCCGGGUUGCAAUUGGGUUGUUUAAGGAAAUGCGUGAGUUGGGUUUUGAAAUGGAUGGGUUUACAUUCUCUGCUGCUGUUACUGCUGCUUGUAAAGAUAUCGGUUUGGUUAGACAGCUUCAUAAGUUGGCGAUCGCGGGUGGUUUUAUUGGUUAUAUAUCGGUGAAUAAUAGUCUUGUUACGUAUUAUAGUAAAAACGGGUAUUUGGAUUAUGCAAAAUGGAUUUUUGAUGAUUUGGGUUGUGAGAAAGAUGAGGUGACUUGGAAUUCGAUGAUUGUGGCGUUUAGUCAGCAUCGAGAAGGACUAAAGUCACUUGCUUUGUAUAUGGAAAUGGUUAGUUUGGGGUUUAGGAUUGAUAUAUAUACUUUAGCUAGCGUUUUAACUGCGUUUACUUGUUUAGUAGAUUUACGUGGUGGAAUUCAGUUUCAUUGUCAGUUAAUCAAGAAAGGUUUUCAUCAGAAUACACAUGUGGGAAGUGGCUUGAUUGAUAUGUAUUCAAAGUGUAAUGCAGGGAUGUCGGAUUGUAAGAAAGUAUUUGAAGAAAUAGUUGAACCGGAUUUGGUUCUGUGGAACACCAUGGUUUCUGGGUAUUCACAAAAUGAUGAUCUUUCAGAAGACGCACUACAUUGUUUAAAACAAAUGCAACGAGAAGGUUAUCGCCCGGAUGAUUGCACAUUUGUUUGUGCCAUUAGUGCAAGUUCAAAUCUUUCGUCACCGACUCAAGGGAAACAGAUACAUUGUCUGGCACUUAAAUCCGAUAUUCCAACAAAUAGGAUAUCUGUAAACAAUGCGCUAAUUACCAUGUACUCAAAAUGUGGAAACUUGCAAGAUGCAAGGCGGGUUUUUGAUAAUAUGGAAGAGCACAAUACCGUCACGUUAAAUUCAUUGAUCACAGGUUAUGCCCAACAUGGAUACCAAAUAGAGGCAUUAAGUCUUUUCGAACAUAUGCUUAAAACGAAUAUAUCCCCUACAAGUAUUACGUUUAUAUCAAUCCUGUCCGUGUGUGCACAUACAGGAAAGGUUGAGGAGGGAAGAAAGUAUUUUAAGUUGAUGACUGAAAAUUUUGGUAUAGAACCAGAGGAAGAACAUUAUGCAUGUAUGAUAGACCUUUUUGGGCGAGCGGGUAAACUCAAUGAAGCUGAAAGACUUAUUGAGAGCAUGCCUUUUAACCCUGGUAUUGUAGGAUGGGGGUCUCUGCUUGGAGCCUGUAGAACCCAUAACAAUCUUGAGUUAGCCAUUAAAGCAGCCAAACAGUGUAUACUACUUGAACCUUCUAAUGCAGCCCCGUAUGUGAUUCUUGGACACAUGUAUGGCAAAGCCGAUAAAUGGGAUGAAGUGGCAAUGAUCAGAAAGUUAAUGAAAAAUAGUGAAGUGAAAAAGAUUCCCGGUUGUAGUUGGAUUGAGAUAAACAAGAAGGUUCAUGUGUUUGUUGCAGAAGAUAGCUCCCACCCGAUGUUGAAGGAGAUUGCAAAGUUUUGGGAAGUAUUGUUAGAAAAGAUGAAGGAAGCAGGGUAUGAACCAGAUGUUAAAUGGGCAAUGGUUAGAGAUUAUGGAAUAAGGGAAGAUGAAAAAGAGACGAGUUUAGGGCGUCACAGUGAGAAACUAGCUGUCGUAUUUGGGUUGUUAUCAACUAAAGAUGGGGAGCCUCUUUAUGUGGCAAAGAAUUUACGAAUAUGUGGGGAUUGUCAUAACGCAAUCAAGAUUAUAUCAGGUCUGACUGGUAGGGAGAUUACAGUUAGAGAUGCUCGCAGAUUUCAUUGUUUUAAGGAUGGACGAUGUUCGUGUGGAGAUUAUUGGUAAACAUUUUUUUGAUUCAAUACUUUGAUAAUUUGAACAUUCAACAUAUACUUUUGCUAUGCUCACCAAGUCACAUUUUGCAUAAAGAAUUCUAUAAACUUCAAUGAUUCGACUUCAAGUGGAAAA
This is a messenger RNA of Erigeron canadensis, 2485 nucleotides long. Its product is annotated as pentatricopeptide repeat-containing protein At3g49710. The record is from RefSeq and is a predicted model, not a curated record. The transcript has a single exon. The coding region runs from base 200 to 2362 and encodes 720 amino acids. NCBI's taxonomy places the organism in Eukaryota, Viridiplantae, Streptophyta, Magnoliopsida, Asterales, Asteraceae. Gene Ontology annotation, biological process: RNA modification. Gene Ontology annotation, molecular function: zinc ion binding; protein binding; RNA binding.